AUGACGCCUCGCAUUCCUGCUGCCCCGCCAGAGGAAGUGGCGGGCGCGGCGGGAAGCAGGGACGCCAGCAGGUGGAGGAGGAGGAGGAGGAUUCAUCUGCCGGAGGAGGGUCUCCCCCAGCAGGAGAGCAAGCACAAAUCGAGACGCCAUAAAGGGGGGGUCGCUAGCAGGAGCAGCAGGGAAGGAAGCAGAAUCCGCUGCAGCAGAAACAAAGCAGCGGACACGCGUCCAGGUCGCCCGGCGGGAAGUGCACGAGGGGCGCCCACAGCAGGCACAGCAGGCGUCGAAGGGAGAACAGCAGGGACAGCAGCAGAAAGACAACCCCAGCGCAGCAGCAAUCGCAGGAGGAGAAGCAGUAGCAGAGGGCCCGACAGCAGGUCCCCCCAGCUGUAUUGGGACCAGCGGAAGCAGCAGCAGGGACAGAGGGAACGGCAGAACCCAGAUCGCGACCAGCGGAAGCAGCAGAAGCAGGCGCUGCAACCGCAACAGCAGAACCAAGGCCAACAGAAGCAGGAGCAGCAGCGGGCGCAGAGAGUCCCCCAGCAGAAGCCCAACAAACCUCGGGUCCUUCGUGGCCUUGAGACGGCCAGCUGA
Penaeus vannamei (Pacific white shrimp) is the source of this 594-nucleotide messenger RNA. NCBI's taxonomy places the organism in Eukaryota, Metazoa, Arthropoda, Malacostraca, Decapoda, Penaeidae. The record is from RefSeq and is a predicted model, not a curated record.